This is a messenger RNA of Closterium sp. Naga37s-1, 984 nucleotides long. Lineage: Eukaryota; Viridiplantae; Streptophyta; Zygnematophyceae; Desmidiales; Closteriaceae. The record is from the annotation of a GenBank genome assembly.
AUGGCUUUUCCCCGUGUUCUCACGUGCCUCCUCAUCAUCGCCGGCGUGCUGGUCUCGUCAACGGUUCCCGGAGCAGAGGCGGUGAGCGAGGCUGCCAAGCAGCGCGCCGCGAAAGCGGGUCUCGCGUUCGUCAAGGCCGUCCUCACCAUGCUCUUCCCGCCGCCCACGCCUGCCGCCAAGUUCUACAGCGCGGACUUUUCGGAUUUGAACGUGGCAGGGACGUUCAGCAUCGCUGUCCCCUCCAAGUCCACGACCAAACCUUCGCAGUUCCGCCUGACCGCUGCAGGCUCGCCCUAUCCGCCAAUGGAAGUGACUCUGAACGCGAAAACUCCUGUCGUGCUGGGUGCGCUCGGAAGCAACAUGCAGUGCUCGCAAGUCGCGCCGAGCGUGUGGGACUGCUUCGGCCAGACCAAGCUGACCCAGGCCAACAUCAACAACAUCGGAUUCACGGCUGGUGUGGGGGUUCGCGUGAAUUCGUUUGCGUUGAGUCUGACGUACUCUGACGCGCGCAACAUGGGGCUCAUGGUCGACUCCAAUGCCAACCUUGCGGUAGCCAAGCCCAACUCGAAAAUGGAGCAAGUCUUUGUUCUCAAUCUCAACCCCACUGCCGCCUCCCUCCCUCCCUCCCUCCCUCAUCCCUUCAGCAACCGCAAGUGCAAGCUCGACGUUAGCAUUGUUGUGAUUCACCCAGACGCCCUCAAACCAUCUGCAACGCUCUCUGUCACCGACCCUGCUUCAGCCCAAACCACCGACAUUUCCCUUUCUUGCGCCUGGUCCCAGCCCCGCCCCGGCGUGUGGCUGUGCGAGUGGCUUGACAACUUCCCAAGCGUGUCGGGUGCUGCUGGCACUGCGGACGCUUACGCGAUUGCUGCCAGCAUGCGUGCUGCGGCCCUGCCAGGCUCAGCAGUGGACUCGGUGUUUACUCUGACUGUGGAGUCAGAAGCGGGGGACUCUGCUCAAGGCACGCUGCGCUAUGCACUGUGA